Messenger RNA from Colletotrichum fioriniae, 432 nucleotides. NCBI's taxonomy places the organism in Eukaryota, Fungi, Ascomycota, Sordariomycetes, Glomerellales, Glomerellaceae. The record is from RefSeq and is a predicted model, not a curated record.
AUGAAGCGAAUGAAACCCGAAGAGAUCCAGCCAUGGAUCCGAGCAAACCCCGACGCGCUCAGAUGCUUUUCCACAUACAGCUUCACGAUCCUAAAGAAAUACAUCCGGGAGAUAGGUCUGCUUUCUGAUCUCCAAAAUAGGGUCUGCGACUACGGGUUGAUCAGUGUCGAGGUCCACGAAGUGUCCAACUCUUUGGCCGAACCCAAAUUCGGCAUCACAUCCAAGACAACUAGCCUCGGCUGGCCGGCGACCCAGGUCACCACACUGGCUCUACUGAGGCUCCUUGUAGAAGUCCGCGCUCAUAGACGUAAAGUCAAGCGUCUUCGCUUCAACCGCUGGCGAGAUGAAUCACUUGACCAACAACUGUGGACCGACGAACGCAGGCUUUCCUCAAUACGGCUCAGCCGCGAAAAUAUCGACACGGUGGACUGA